Molecule: messenger RNA, 3429 nt
Organism: Acanthosepion pharaonis
Lineage: Eukaryota; Metazoa; Mollusca; Cephalopoda; Sepiida; Sepiidae
Source: the annotation of a GenBank genome assembly
AUGUGUGCAAAUAUUGGUUUCCUUUAUUUUUUGCAAAGUCUUUCCUUGAUCCGUUCAUCGGCAUCUCCCUCCCUCCCCCACCCCGCUUCUUUAACCGUUGCUGUCUUUGUAAUUAUUUUCUCUGCUUUUUGCAUAAUUCCAUGCAAAUUCUUUAUUUUCCUUUCCUGUUUAUACGAUGGGCGAAAUUUUUCAUCUUCUUCAUUUUUUCUUCUUCAUUUUUUCUUCCUUCCUUUUUCUUCUUCAUUUUUUCUUCUUCAUUUUUCUUCCCUUUUUCUUUUUCAUUUUUCUUCUUCAUUUUUUCUUCCUUCCUUUUUCUUCUUCAUUUUUUCUUCUUCAUUUUUCUUCUUCAUUUUUCUUCUUCCCUUUUUCUUCUUCGUUCUUUCUUCUUCCCUUUUUCUUCUUCAUUUUUUCUUCUUCCCUUUCUCUUCUUCAUUUAUUCUUCUUUCCUUUUUCUUCUUCAUUUUUUCCCUUUUUCUUCUUCAUUUUUUCUUCUUCAUUUUUACUUCUUCCCUUUUUCUUCUUCAUUUGUUUUUCUUCAUUUUUUCUUCUUCCCUUUUUCUACUUCAUUUUUUCUUCUUCGUUUUUUCGUCAUUUUUUCUUCUUCAUUUUUCUUCUUCCCUUUUUCUUCUUAAUUAUUUCUUCUUCCCUUUUUCUUCUUCAUUUUUCUUCUCUUUUUCUUCUUCAUUUAUUCUUCUUUCCUUUUUCUUCUUCUUCAUUUUUUCCUUUUUCUUCUUCAUUUUUCCUUCUUCCCUUUUUCUUAUUCAUUUUUCCUUCUUCCCUUUUUCUUCUUCAUUUUUCUUCAUUAUUUCUUCUUCCCCUUUUCUUCUUCAUUUUUACUUCUUCCCUUUUCCUUCUUCAUUUUUUCUUCUUCCCUUUUUCUACUUCAUUUUUUUUCUUCUUCAUUUUUCUUCUUCCCUUUUUCUUCUUCAUUAUUUCUCUUUCCCUGUUUCUUCAUUUUUUCUUCUUCAUUUUUCUUCUUCCCUCUUUCUUCUUCAUUUUUUCUUUUUCAAAUUCAUGUUCUUUUUUAUCGAUUUUUUCUUCUUUGUUUUUUCUUCUUCUUCUUCUUUUACUUCUUUAAUUUUCGUCUUUUUGUUUCUGUUUUUCUUUCUCCUUUUUUUCACCUUACGUUUUUUUUCCAUCUUUUUUCUUCUCUUGGUCUAUUUUCCGCAUUUCUCCUUCUACCCUUUCUGUCUCUUUCUACCUUUCCUCUGUUUUCUGGCGUGUUUAUAUCUCUUCACCUGCUUCUCUCUGUCUGAAACAUCUUUGAUUGGGAUUUGUUUCCUACUUGUUCUAUCUAUCUCUAUCUAUCUAUCUAUCUAUCUAUCUAUCUAUCUAUCUAUCUAUCUAUCUAUCACAAUCUGUUCAUUAUCUAUCUAUCUAUCUCAGCUCUUUAUUAUCUAUCUAUCUAUCUAUCUAUCUAUCUAUCUAUCUAUCUAUCUAUCUCAUUUAUUCAUUAUCUAUCUAUCUAUCUAUCUAUCUCAAUCUAUUCACUAUCUAUCUAUCUAUCUAUCUAUCUAUCUAUCACAAUCUGUUCAUUAUCUAUCUAUCUAUCUCAUCUCUUUAUUAUCUAUCUAUCUAUCUAUCUAUCUAUCUAUCUAUCUAUCUGUUCAUUAUCUAUCGCAUUCUUUUAAUAUCUAUCUAUCUAUCUAUCUAUCUAUCUAUCUAUCACUUCAUAUCAAUCAUUAUUCAUUACCUAUCACAGUCUGUUCAUUGUCUGGCAGUCUGUUCAUAUCUAUCUAUCUAUCUAUCUAUCUAUCUAUCUAUCUAUCUAUCUAUCACAUCUGUUCAUCUAUCUCUCUAUCUAUCUAUCUAUCUAUCUAUCUAUCUCUUCAUAUCAUCUGUUCAUAUCUAUCUAUCUAUCUAUCUAUCUAUCUAUCUAUCUAUCUAUCUAUCUAUCUAUCUAAUAGAACAGUCGUUGUUCUGAGAUCACUUGCCUUCAGUUUAACUUCUUUCUUUUUCAAAUUCCUCCCGCACAUCAUCAUCAUAAUAUUCUUCUUCUUCGUUCAUUUUCCUCUCAUCCCACUUCUUCUUCUUCUUCUUCUUCUUCUUCUUCUUCUUCUUCUUCUUCUUCUUCUUCUUCAUCAUAAAAUACCUCUUCAAAUUUUUAUUUUUCCAUUUCUUUUUAAAAUUCUUCUUCGUUAUCAUCAUCAUCAUCAUCAUUAUCAUCUUCGUUCCUUUUUCUCUCAUCCAAAUUUUUUCUUCUUCAUCAAAUUUGACUUCAAGUUCUUCUUUUUUCAAUUUCUUCUUCGAAUUCAUCAUCAUCAUCAUCAUCAUCAUCUCUACUUGCUUGUUCUUUUUCUUCUUCUUCAAAUUCGCUUUCAAAUUCCUCUUCAUUCUUUUUUUUUUCAAAUACAUCAUCAUUACCAUCAUCACCUUUUUAUUCUUCACACCCUUCCUCCAUUUCUCCGCCUCCUCUUUCUUCUACUCUUCUUCUUCUUCUUCUUCUUCUUCUUCUUCUUCUUAUUAUUAUUAUUAUUAUUUCAACCUCUGACUUCUUCUUCUUCUUCCUCUUCUUCUUCUUCUUCUUCUUCCUUUUCUUCUUCUUCUUCUUAUUAUUAUUAUUUCCACUUCUUCUUCUUCUUCUUCUUUCUUCUUCUUCUUCUUCCUCUUUUUCUUCUUCUUCUUCUUCUUAUUAUUUCCACUUCUUCUUCUUCUUCUUCUUCUUCUUCUUCUUCUUCUUGUUCUGCUUCUUCUUAUUAUUAUGAUUAUUUCCACCUCUCCCUUCUUCUUCUAAUUAUCCUUUUUCUUUUUGAAGUACAAUUCCUGAACAUUUUGUUUUUAUUCAGAUAUUUCCACGGCAUCUUCCAACAUCCAGCUUCUUUCGGCAUCGCCGUUACCAGCCAUAUUAUGAUCGCCGCCAUUUGCAUUGUCAAGCUCAUUUUGCUUCUUCUUUCUUCUUCUUCUUCUUCUUCUUCUUCUUCUUCUUCUUCUUCUUUCGCUUUUCGACAGCAAGCCAAUUUCUUCGUAGCGAGAUUAGCUUUAACGUUUUUUUUUUUACCCUCCCCCUUCUCCUCCUCCCCCUCCCAAAGAUGGCGACGGCGAAAUUCAAGGCCGAGAAACGAUUUAGGUCACGUGAGCAUCGACAGGGAACUCCCUCCUACCACCACAUUUAUACUCGUCGCGCACGCGCACACACGUACACGCGCCCGCCUGCCCGUAAGUCGCUCUGAUCGAAGUUACGCAAGAUUUUUCGGAUUCCUUCUUCAAUAUCCCGAACAGAUUCUUCAUAUCUAUCUAUCUAUCUAUCUAUCUAUCUAUCUAUCUAUCUAUCUGUUCAAAAUAUGUAUAAUCUAUCUAUAUCUAUGUCCAUAUAUAUAUAUAUCUAUUUGCAAACUAUCUAUCUGUUCAUUGGGUCUCUUCUUUCUCUCUCUCUUUCUCACUCUCUCUCUCUCUCUCUCUCUCCGGUUCACACUCCUCCCCAGUUUUUGA